This is a messenger RNA of Mizuhopecten yessoensis (Yesso scallop), 4302 nucleotides long. Its product is annotated as exportin-2-like. The transcript is spliced from 27 exons. The record is from RefSeq and is a predicted model, not a curated record. Gene Ontology annotation, cellular component: cytosol; nuclear envelope. Bases 220 to 3123 code for a protein of 967 amino acids. Gene Ontology annotation, biological process: protein import into nucleus; protein export from nucleus. Gene Ontology annotation, molecular function: small GTPase binding; nuclear export signal receptor activity. NCBI's taxonomy places the organism in Eukaryota, Metazoa, Mollusca, Bivalvia, Pectinida, Pectinidae.
AACGUAUCGGAUUUUACCCAACUGCAUAAAUUCGGCGCCAUUUGAACAUGUGAGAGUGUCGUUUGAAAGAGAUUGUUGGCUCUUUAGUGAUCCAAAAUAAGGAAAGAAGUCAAAUAGUUGAGCUGGUGGAUCUUAGUUGCACACCAGGUACUCAAAAUGUGAUGGAGGUGUUUGUUCAGUAACGUGAUUUGUGUCUUAUUAUAGACUGUUUCACAGAGAAUGGAGCUGAAUGAGUCGACAUUGCAGUCCCUGGCUGGCUACCUACAGCAAACUCUGUCCCCAGAUCAGACAGUACGGAGACAAGCGGAGAAGUUCCUGGAGUCUGUAGAGAUACAGCAACACUACCCUCUCUUACUGCUACACUUGUUGGACAAAGACAAUGUGGAAUCACAUAUUCGGGUCAGCUCGGCCGUCACAUUCAAAAACUACACUCGCAGGAACUGGCGUGUGGUGGAUGGAACUGAUAAAAUACAUGCAGAAGAUAGAAUAACAAUAAAACAACAGAUUGUGGGUCUUAUGCUGAAAAGUCCAGAACAAAUUCAAAAACAGCUAAGUGAUGCUAUCAGUAUAAUUGGACGCGAGGACUUCCCAGAAAAGUGGCCAGACCUUAUCACAGAAAUGGUGACCAAGUUUCAGACGGGCGACUUUCACGUUAUCAAUGGAAUUCUUCGUACUGCUCAUUCUCUGUUUAAAAGAUAUCGUCACGAGUUCAAAUCACAACAAUUGUGGACAGAAAUCAAGUUUGUUCUGGAAAAUUUUGCGCGACCGUUCACUGAACUGUUCAAUGCAACAAUGGACUUAGCCAAGACCCAUGCCACCGAUCCUAGUGCCCUCAAAGUCAUCUUCAGUUCCAUAGUCUUAAUUUGUAAAAUAUUCUAUAGUCUCAACUUCCAGGACUUACCAGAACACUUUGAGGAUAAUAUGGCCAUUUGGAUGACCCAUUUCCUGACCCUGUUAAGUGCAGACAAUAAACUCCUACAGACAGAGGAUGAAGAGGAGGCUGGCCUCCUGGAGCAGGUGAAAUCUCAGAUCUGUGAUAACGUUGCCCUCUACGCGCAGAAGUAUGACGAGGAAUUCUCUCAACAGCUGCCCCAGUUUGUCACUGCCAUCUGGAACCUCCUGGUCACUACUGGUCAGCAAGUCAAGUAUGACCUGUUGGUAAGCAAUGCCAUCCAGUUCCUGGCGUCUGUUGCCGAGCGACCAUCAUACAAAAGUUUGUUUGAGGAUCCAGCAACCUUGUCCAGCAUCUGUGAGAAAGUGAUUGUUCCCAACAUGCAGUUUCGAGCUGCAGACGAGGAAUUGUUUGAAGAUAACCCUGAUGAGUAUAUCAGGAGAGACAUCGAAGGUUCUGAUGUGGACACACGGAGACGGUCAGCCUGUGACUUGGUGCAAGCACUCAGUAAAUCCUUUGAGGGAAUCGUAAUCCAGAACUUCUCUCAGUACAUACAAGCUCUUCUCGAGGAAUAUUCUAAAAAUCCUACAGGAAACUGGAAAUCUAAAGAUGUGGCGUUGUACCUCGUAACUUCUUUAGCAGCCAAAGCUCAGACACAGAAGCACGGUAUAACUCAGACAAGCAGCUUGGUAAACAUCACCGACUUUUUCCAGUCCCACAUAGCUCCAGAUCUACAAGCCAGUGACGUUAAUGUCAGUCCCAUUCUCAAGGCCGACGCGAUUAAGUACUUAAUGGUAUUUAGAAAUCAGUUACCUCGGGAAUCGUUAACGGCGAGUUUGCCACACCUGGUGCGCUUCCUGAAGGCGAACAGUCUAGUGGUGCACACAUAUGCCGCACACACCAUAGAGAGGCUCUUCAUGGUGCGCAGUCCAGACGGUGGCAAGCCUGCUGUUGCAUACACAGAUGUUCAGGCAUUUGCUGGUGAUAUGGUCAAUAAUUUAUUGGAGGCAUUGAACCACCCAGGAUCAACAGAAAACGAAUACAUAAUGAAAGCUAUCAUGAGGACGAUGUCCAUGAUGCAGGAGAAUGUACUUCCAUUUAUGGCUCAGCUGAUGAAGGUCCUCACAGAAAAACUCAUACAAGUUAGCAAGAAUCCCAGCAAGCCUCACUUCAACCAUUACCUUUUUGAGUCGCUUUGUAUCAGUAUCCGGUCCGUGUGUAAACACAGUAUGGAGGCUAUUCACCAGUUUGAACAGGCCCUGUUCACUCCCUUCACAGACAUCUUACAACAGGACGUCCAGGAGUUUGUACCCUAUGUGUUCCAAAUGCUGUCGCUGUUAAUGGACUACCACCAGGGGGUUAUCCCACACUCCUACAUGGUUCUCUUCCCAUUCCUGCUGGUGCCGGCUCUGUGGGAGCGUCCGGGAAACAUCCCCCCUCUAGUACGGCUCUUACAGGCGUACAUAGAGAAGGGAAACAAUCAGAUUGAGGCAGAAAAACUGAAUGGAUUACUAGGCAUCUUCCAGAAACUUAUUGCCUCUAAAGUAAACGAUCAUGAAGGAUUUUAUCUACUCAACAGUAUCAUAGAGCACAUGCCUCAUGAAGUCGUCACGCAGUACACAAAACAAAUAUUUGUUUUGAUAUUUCAAAGACUUUCCAGUUCAAAAACAACAAAAUAUAUCAAAAGUCUGCUGGUUUUCUUCGGGCUGUUUGCUGUGAAGUAUGGAGCAGGGAAUCUUGUGAAUACUGUGGAUAGUAUUCAACCCAAGAUGUUUGGGAUGGUAGUGGAGCGGUUAUAUCUACAAGAUCUACAGAAAGUAUCGGGACAUAUUGAGAGGAAGAUCUGUGCCGUAGGAGUGUCUAAUGUGCUCACAGAAUCCCCAGCCAUGUUACAGUCCUACGAUACGUUAUGGGGCCGCCUUCUUCAAGCUUUGAUCAGCCUGUUUGAAUUACCGGAAGACGAGUCUGUCCCCGACGAUGAACAUUUUAUCGAGAUUGAAGACACUCCUGGUUACCAGACAGCCUACUCACAGUUAGCAUUUGCUGGUAAGAAAGAGAGAGACCCACUGGGUGACGUUCCUGAUGCUAAACUACACCUUGCUAAACAACUUGGCAAACUGUCCGCUGCUCACCCAGGCAAGGUGCCUGUUCUGAUCAGCUCUGCUCUAGAACAGCAAGCGCAGGCCUUCUUACAGCAGUACCUGACAGCUGCCGGAGUUCAACUCGGAUGACAAGAAUGCCACUAGGUGUCUCCUCCGAUGAUCGUCUCCAUGACAGCAUCUGUGACGCCAAUUCUGUUGUCAUCAUGUGAUCCACAAAUAUACGUCUCCAUAAUAACACCCUUCCAAGUUAAAAACGGGGACUCAUGAUAUUCUGUAAAGUGAAUUUAAUUUACUUAGUGACAAGGUAUGGAAACAUGGUUCUAUUGUGUAUGUAAAGAUGGUAGAUAUAAGUCUAUUUAUUGGAGUCUUUAACACUUUAUUUGGUCACUUGUUUAUGGUCAGCUACGUACAUAGCUAUUGCUCUAAAAAAAGUGUUGACAAAAUCUGGCGACAAUAAUUGGAAAAAAAUCUUGUCGUUAAACUGGGAGAGAAGUUGGGGUUGGAGGGGCAGGAACUUACACCUCAAUAUCAAUGAAUUAAUUUCUUGACUUGACUAAGUGCUUUAUGCUUUAUGCUAACAAAUCUCCAUCUUGAUAUAUCAGAGGUACAUUGGAUAAAGACUUUGUGUUUGGUGACCCAUCAGAAUUUUGAAGCCUGUGAUUAUAUGGUCAAUUUUAACAGCCACCAUAUGUGUCCAUCAAUAUUAGUGCUGACAUGCUGUGGUUCAUCAGUACCAUUUUAUAUGUGAUAAAUACAAUGUACAGAAAACGUGCUAUGGGUAGGAAUUAUUGGUCGUCUGAAUUGACUUUCCUACAAAAGUACUGCUCUAAAUGAUUAAUAUUCUUGUCCAACCAAGACCGAAUGGUCUCUAAUUGAACAGCAUUCAGGAGACUUUUGCUGUAUUUCAACCUAAAAAACUAAGUGCUGUGUCUUUGUACUGGAAGUUUUGAUGCUUUACAAUCCACCGUUUUCCACUUCAACUUGUUUUGUUUUCCUACAGAGAGUUGUGAUGUAAAGAAACCAGGUAUUGAACCUUAGUAUUGUAGAAUCUCUAUAGUCCUGAUUUCUUUAUCAUUGUACGAGAUGUUUCUAUUUCAAUUCAUACCUACGAAGUAAUGUAGCAUCAACAUUGGAGAGCUUUCUGGUAAAUGUGCAAUUUUAGUAAAAGGGAUUCGUAGUGUAUGGCAUUGUUGUAUAUUUUAAAGCUACUUUCACAGUAACAAAGCAAGUUUUGUCAAAAACAAAUGUGUUGUUCACUUUUGUGUACAAAAUUGCAUGAUGGAAAUAAACAAUAUUAUUGUUUCAAAA